AUGCAAGAUAAUGAAUUCUUCCGGGGAAACAAUGAAUAUCGCCAUAUUUCCCAACCACAACCCCGGCAGCGCUUUGCGUUCCUUAAAAGACUCAGGCUCGCUGUCGCGAAUACCGCUCGUCCAAGUGCUCCACCUGCGCAGCCCACUACCCUAUCCUCCACCAGCGCUCCAAUCACCUUCAAUACCCGCCUACAACGCCUACUACCCAGGCGGCACGCUCUCCAUACAGCACCGCCUAUCGUCGAUGUUGCUUACGCGAAGGGUAAAGAGCGCAACGCUGCAGCGGAUGAUCCUGGCCCUGACAAGGACGUGGUACCUUAUGAAUAUCUCGAUGAGGAGCCUGAAUCACAACAGCAGGCUACUUCUGUAGCAGUCCAGGCUAACUCGGGAGAACAUGGGAGUGGCCGGUCGUGUUUCUGCUUCUAG
Messenger RNA from Suillus subalutaceus, 426 nucleotides. RefSeq lists its product as uncharacterized. The transcript has 3 exons. Lineage: Eukaryota; Fungi; Basidiomycota; Agaricomycetes; Boletales; Suillaceae. Bases 1 to 426 code for a protein of 141 amino acids. The record is from RefSeq and is a predicted model, not a curated record.